Polistes canadensis is the source of this 1439-nucleotide messenger RNA. RefSeq names its product NADH dehydrogenase [ubiquinone] complex I, assembly factor 7. Gene Ontology annotation, cellular component: mitochondrion. The transcript has 6 exons. Gene Ontology annotation, biological process: mitochondrial respiratory chain complex I assembly. Gene Ontology annotation, molecular function: protein-arginine omega-N symmetric methyltransferase activity. Bases 84 to 1424 code for a protein of 446 amino acids. The record is from RefSeq and is a predicted model, not a curated record. NCBI's taxonomy places the organism in Eukaryota, Metazoa, Arthropoda, Insecta, Hymenoptera, Vespidae.
UGCAAUAGGGGAACCAAGGAGGAGAACAGUAUUCCCACCAUGCGACUACAGUAAAAAAAAAUACUUACAACGAUAAUACAAAGAUGACACAAAUUCUACGUGUAUUUACCAGAGUACUUUUAAAUCAUGGAUUAACUAAUAUAUUAAUGAAACAAAAUCUUAGAUCCGUGAUAAAUUUAACAAAAUAUUAUUACUCGUCUGAAAAUUCUUCUAAUGUUAAGAAUAAGAAAUCACCUUUGUAUCGUCAAUUGUAUUCUAAAAUGAUGACUUGCGGACCAUUGUCCGUAGCAGAAUAUAUGAAAGAAAUUUUAACUCAUCCUAAUGUCGGUUAUUACAUGACAAAAGAUGUUUUCGGUCUUAAAGGAGAUUUCAUAACUUCUCCAGAAAUAUCUCAACUGUUUGGAGAAAUAAUAGCUGUUUGGAUUAUUAACGAAUGGAUUAAAAUUUCUAAAGAUCCCUUUCAGCUCAUCGAGUUAGGUCCAGGAAAGGGAACAUUGAUACAAGAUGUUUUACGGGUAUUUAAAAAGUUAAAAUUUCUUAACAAAAUAUCUAUACAUUUAGUAGAAAUCAGUCCAGCUUUAUCUAAAAUUCAAGCACAAAAUUUAUGUACACAUAUAGAAGAAAUUAAUCUUGCAGAUUCUAAGACACAAACUAAAGAAAAUUCUAUAGGUCAUUAUAAAAAAGGUAUUACAGAAGACGGCAUAGAAAUAUAUUGGUAUUAUUCGGUUACGGAUAUUCCUAAAAAGUUCAGUAUAUUUCUUGCACAUGAAUUUUUUGAUGCGCUACCAAUACAUAAGUUUCAGAAAACAGAUCAAGGCUGGAGUGAAGUCUUAGUGGACGUGAUUCCAGGAAUAGAAGAAGAGAAAUUUCGUUACGUAUUAUCCAAAGGGUUGACUCCUGCAGCUAAAGUUUAUAUAUCCGAGGAUGAAUCGAGAGAUCACGUUGAAAUAAGCCCUCAAAGUAUAGUUAUAAUAGAUUAUAUAUCGUCAUUUUUGAUGGAAUAUGGAGGUUUUGCUUUAAUUAUUGAUUAUGGUCAUGUAGCUGAUAAAACAGAUACCUUCCGUGCUUUCCAAAAGCACAAAUUGCAUGAUCCCUUACUAAAUCCUGGUUCGGCUGACUUAACUGCGGAUGUUGAUUUUUCAUUGAUUAAAAAAAUUGCACUAAAAGAUAACAAAGUAAUAUCUUUUGGUCCAAUAAGUCAGAGAACAUUUUUGAAAAAUCUUGGAAUCGAUCUAAGAUUAGAAAUGAUUUUAAAGAACUCAACCGAUGUUCAAAAAGAACAUAUAUUGUCAGGAUAUCACAUGAUAAUGGAUGCUGAUAAAAUGGGAGAACGUUUUAAAGUAUUGUCGCUAUUUCCUUACGUUUUAAGUAAAUACAUAGACAAAUGGAAAGUCGAUGGAUUUAAAAAAGAAAAUAAAAAUUAGCAUUAACAAAAUUAA